GUCGCGCUUCCCAGCAGAGCUGCCCUCAGAUAGCUAGGGGCCAGGGGGCGCCCGAAGUGGGUUUAAGAUUUCCCCUCUCCCAUCUGCGAACUUUUCAAGGGAGAAACUGGAUUUGUGAGUUCGUCCUGCAGUGAUUGAUGUGUUUUAAGCCACAAGACAGUCAUGCCGUAGAAUGAGAAUCAAAAAAUGGAACCUUUUCUCAAGAACUUCAAGGUUUAGGAUUUACUUGUCUUUGGUUCAAGGACAGAAGAACCAGACAAUCCAUACAGCACCAGAUCAUUACUUCAGAAUUCCUGAAACUUCUCAUAGGAUUGCAAGAAAAUUGAGGGUUCCGACUGUACUUCUAGUCCAGGGGAGAGUGAGGACUGCAGCCAAAGCCUCAUCAGAAAAUAUAUACUUCACAGAACACCUCACAGCUGAACUAAAUACAGGUUUACUAUUUGUGCCUGUCUCAUCUUACCUACCUCACUUCCUUUCUGGUUGGAAAUGAAAAUUGGGAACCAAUAGAAUAAAAUCUGGCGACUUGGAAAUGGUCCAACUGUAGUGAUGAGUUUGACAACUUCACACCACGGGAAUCUCACCUGUGCCUCAAUAAACACAGAUUAUCAGCUCUCAGCUAGAGAUUGCCUAAGAAGCUGGGACUUGGAAGACUAAAAAAGCAAAGCAAAAGAAACAGAGGGGAACGUCCUUACAAGUGCUUGCAGCAAGGCUGUGCAAAAGGGUUCAUUUCCAAAUAUAAGCUCAUCAGGCACAUGGCCACCCAUUCACCACAGAAAUCCCAUCAGUGUGUUCACUGUGAGAAGACAUUCCACCGCAAAGACCACCUAAAGAAUCAUCUUCAGACUCAUGAUCCCAACAAAAUGGCCUUUGGGUGUGAUGAGUGUGGAAAGAAGUACAACACCAAGCUUGGUUACAAGCGGCAUUUGGCUCUACAUGCAGCCAGCAGCGGAGACCUCACAUGCCGGGUUUGUGCCCUAGAGCUUGGGAGCACCGAGGUAUUACUGGAUCAUCUCAAAGCCCACACGGGGGGAAAGCCCCCUAAUGGAGCCAAGGAAAAGAAGCAUCAGUGUGACCAUUGUGAGAGAUGCUUCUAUACUCGGAAGGAUGUUCGGCGCCACCUGGUAGUCCACACAGGCUGCAAAGACUUCCUGUGUCAGUUCUGUGCCCAACGAUUUGGGCGAAAAGACCAUCUUACUCGACACACCAAGAAAACGCACUCACAGGAGCUGAUGAAAGACCAGAUGCAAAAUGGAGACCUGCUGGGCUCACUUAAUGCACAUUCUCCUCCAUUUCAGCUCAAAGAAGGAACUGCUGCAUUGUCCCCUUUUCCUUUAGGUGUCUGUGUACAGAACAACGGGUUUGGGAAUAGCUUACAGGCAGAUGUACAAGACAGCACACCUGGUCCCUAUGAACAAAGCCUACAGCACUCACAACCGCUUCCCGAUUCUUUAGCAGCCAUCCAGCCUUCAGCAUCUCCAAGCUCACCUUCUUGUAACCUUCAGCAUCCCGAAUAUGACCUAAGCUCUACCUCAUACUCCCCACUCACCCACCCCAAAAAUCUACCCCUCAAAACAAGUUCAAAGGGAUUCUGCAAUAUGAACCUCCUUGAGGAACUGUCUUUGCAAGAGCCUCACUUAGCACCCAGAAUUAGUCCAGACCUUGAUCCAGCUAAGGGGGUUGCAGACAGAUUAAAUGUUCACAAGGAAAUAGCAAUGCCUACUGAUGCUAUGAACAGGGCGUCAUCAUCACCUGCCUCUCUGGAUAUCUCCCACCUCCUGGGGUUUUGGCAGCUGCCUCCCUCUCUCACCCAAAAUGUCCAUGGGAACAGUCCUAUGGCAUUGGGACAUAGGGAAUCACUACCCCAUAGACUCAGCUGUUUGGGACAACAGCAACAAGAACCACAGCUAGCCAUGGGCAGUGUCACUCUCAAUCAGCUCCAUCUUCCUCACAUUCCUCAUACUUUCCCUGCCAGCCCCAGCUCUACUAUCCUGCCUCAUUUUCACCAUGCAUUCAGAUGACUUCUAUUUUAAGAGUAAUUUUCUGUCAUAGAAAACUUUUUAAACAGUAAAGCCAUGUGUUUUAAAGGCCAGGUAUAAUGCAAGAAUAGAAAAACAGGAUUGUCUGCAUGAAGGCAACUGGCUUCCUAUCAUAAAAUUCUGAAAAACACACAUAAAACCAACCAACUGCAUGUAUUGUGCCAAUUUGCCGUGAGUGUUCAUGCUUUGUACCAAAUUUUAUAGUAAGUGAGUAUUCUAUAGUAGAACUGCAAAUACUGCCAUGAUGGACAUAUAAAAUGAGGGCUGCUACAUAGGUUUGGGUCAAGGGGAAAUUAAUUUUAAGCCAUGCAUCAUCGUAAAAAUGAUAUAUAAACAGUGACGAUUUUUAUAUGGCCUCUAGGUGGACCACUACAUGAACAAGGGCCCUACCUAGUAAAUGAACUUUGGGAAACUUCUGAUUUCUUCAAGAUGAGAAGAUGUAUUGUUUCUUUUUCUUUUAAUAAAAAUAAAAUACCUUUUUAUGGGGGAUUAAAUUUAACUAGGCUGUGGACUUCAGUCUACUUCAGCAGUUCAGGGAUUUUCUGUCUUCAGGGUUGGAAAUAGCUUAGUUACUACUGCCAUAGCAAAAUGAAAGUCUUAAAAAAAAAAAAAACAGCUUCUUAUAGAAAGUGUUUUUUAAAAAAUUAUUUAGUUUUCAUUUUCAACAGAAUGGCAAGGAUGGUUUGACGACUCCCCUAGUUUCUCUUAAAGGCCUAGAUGAUUAUUUAGACAAAUUCAGCAGGAAAAGUCCCUGUGGGUUGAUCCUUGGUUAGAACUUAUGAUGUGUGCAAAUAAUGCACAGGUCAAUCAAGAAAGACAUUUGUUGAUUUCAAGAAUUAUUAUUAUUUCAGUAGGUUUAUGAGAUUACUUUGUCUCAAAGAAAACCCCUUGUUGAAGAUUUUUAUUUGAUAAAUUUGGCUUUAAAUAUUAUUGUACUUAGGAUCCGAAAUGCUGUUUUUCAACACAUAAUAAAUGCAAUAUUUUUCAAUUCCUAAAAAA
Molecule: messenger RNA, 3035 nt
Organism: Antechinus flavipes (yellow-footed antechinus)
Lineage: Eukaryota; Metazoa; Chordata; Mammalia; Dasyuromorphia; Dasyuridae
Gene: PLAGL1
Product: PLAG1 like zinc finger 1
Exons: 7
Coding region: 753-2018 (421 amino acids)
Molecular function (GO): DNA-binding transcription activator activity, RNA polymerase II-specific
Source: RefSeq, a predicted model, not a curated record